AAAGGAUGUCUGGUGCAUAAAAUAAAGUCUUAGGUCAACAACAACAUGAAGAUGGUCAACAACAGUCUGCCGCGUAAUAUAGGUCUCAUUGUCCCGAUGAGCUCGACGAUCUCCUCGCAUGUGGACUACUAGAAAACCAUGGAGUGCCCCAAAUGCUACGAGCAAUUUGCCUGUAAAAUCUGCCGCCCCCACCUCAAGGAUUUCAAAACUCCUAGAUGCGAAAACUGCGAAAAACGCCACAAGAGAGAAGUCCUUGAGGUCUGGAACAGGGUUCGGCAGGAGGAGUCGGACUAUAAACUCGUGCAGAGCAGACUCAGCAAGAGGCUGGCGUUCCUCAAACUCCAAGACCCUGACUCUUCCAUGGAGAUCUUCAAAGGAGACGUGGCUUUUGUGGUUCAUGGAUGUGACAUGAUUCAUGCCCAUCGCUACAUUCUGGCUGGAAAGUCAGCUGUAUUUUGCAGAAUGUUUGACUGUGGGAUGCUGGAAAAAGAGACCGGGCUCAUUCCUAUAGACGAUGCCUCGUACCCGGUGAUGAGGGCAGUGAUCAAUUAUUGUUAUACAGCGGACAUCAAUUUCACAGAUGAAAUCCCUCCUGACGAGGUACUCAAAGUUGCCCAUAAGUACGAAAUCAGUCACCUGAGAGACGUGUGUGCUGAAGAGCUCUGUGGGAGAAUCAGCGCCAAAAAUAUUACAGAGAUGUUUAGAUUGUCCAAGAGAUAUGAUGCUAAAACUCUGCAAGAAGCAUGUGCCAAAUACUUCAAGGAUGACUUUGAUUAUGUGUUCUCGACCGUGAUGGAAAACUUAUGACCUCUUCUUUGAAUUGAUCAUCAGGUUCGGCAAAUCGCCUUCUGACUUUUCUUGGGUGUUGUAACAGAUACUACAUGUAGCAUUAGAACACAGCUAGGAAGUGGCAGACUGUGGAUAGUCAGUCUACAUGGUCAAGUCAUCCGAUAACUAGGCCACAGCAAGAUCAGUAUCUUACCAAAUUGUGCACAGAACUGAGGUAGAAAAAUGCGUAUGAAACGUCUAUUGUAUGAAGUCAAAAAGUUCCAAGCUCAGAGUGGGCUUCUUGUAUAUUUAAAACCCUGUCACAUUCUACGAA
Marchantia polymorpha subsp. ruderalis is the source of this 1102-nucleotide messenger RNA. The record is from the annotation of a GenBank genome assembly. NCBI's taxonomy places the organism in Eukaryota, Viridiplantae, Streptophyta, Marchantiopsida, Marchantiales, Marchantiaceae.